Messenger RNA from Adineta ricciae, 969 nucleotides. The record is from the annotation of a GenBank genome assembly. NCBI's taxonomy places the organism in Eukaryota, Metazoa, Rotifera, Eurotatoria, Adinetida, Adinetidae.
AUGGCUACCAAUUCCAGUUCAUCGUUUGUUGCUGAUCUUUCCUCACAGGUCACAUUCUAUUCCCCGAUCAUAAUAAUUAUCAUGGGAAACAUUGGAUGCAUACUGAAUUUCAUGACAUUCACAUCGCGAAAAUUAAUAAAAACGUCAUAUUCAUUGUAUUGUCUUAGUUCAACUGUAUUUGACCUUUUAACACUUGAUUUCGGAGCACUAACCCGACUUCUUAUCGGUCAUUUUGAAUAUACUAUUCAAAACUAUUCACAACUCUAUUGUAAAAUCCGUUUUUAUCUUAUUAAUACAUUUCCUGCGAUUUCAACAUGUUUCAUCGUCUUAGCAGCCAUGGAUCGGUACUUAUCCACUUCAUCGAAACUCAAAUAUCGUUCGUUUGCAACAAGAAAACGCGCUAUUUAUUUGAUCGUCUUAUCCUUAUUCAUUUGUAUUUUACUCUACACCCAUUAUCUGGUCUUUGCCGAUCUAAGACCAACAUGUAGUAUUCAACCAGGAAUAUACAGUCUCUUUACAGUCAUCUACAGUCUGGUGGUAACCUCCUUUAUUCCGCAUUUUCUUAUGCUUUAUUUUGGUUUUGGUACAUUGUGUCAUAUUCGUACAGCUCGCCACCGUUCUGUGGCUGUUUUCAAUGCUCCACAAAACCGACGGCAACGGACAGAGAUACAACUUGUCACUAUGACUUUAGUUCAAGUAACCAUAUCAACAAUAUUGAUCGGUGCUCGAAUGGCUUAUUAUUCCUACAAUGUUAUAACUACUAAUGCUGUUAAAACAUCCGAUCAAAAAAUACUGGAUACAUUUUUUUCUGAGCUAACAACCCAAUUAUUUUAUUUAAAUUACGCCAAAUCGUUCUAUAUUUACACACUAUCCAGUCGAAUUUUUCGACGAAUAUUAAUCGCACGAGUGACGCAAUUGUCUCAACGAUGCUUUUGUCGACAAUCACGUCAUCACGUCACCCGCACCUGA